Molecule: messenger RNA, 444 nt
Organism: Hydatigera taeniaeformis
Lineage: Eukaryota; Metazoa; Platyhelminthes; Cestoda; Cyclophyllidea; Taeniidae
Source: the annotation of a GenBank genome assembly
AUGAAGGACAACGCUGUCUUUGAUUGGCUUUUUUUUUGCACUUUCAACCAAAUAACUCGGUAUUCGCGUUUGACAUUUUUUUCUCAACUUCAGCCGGUCCCUUAUCCGCCAGGUCAACCGCACACCGCCUUUUCGGGUCCAAAUUCUAUUGAGCCUGCACAGAGCCAUCACCUGCAUCAGGGUCUUCAGAGGUCUCUUGGCAGCGGAAGUGGACUUACUGGACCUAGCAGCGUUCCUGACGCCUUGAGCAGUACCUAUCAGGUCUCACCCAUGGGCGCGCAAGGCUAUGUUCUUGCACCGCCGCUCUCAGCUGAAAGCCAGGUGUCACGACCUCCCCCUCAGCCCAUCCCACCGCAGCAGCAACAGCAACCGCAGCAAGCACCACCCCCCCAACAACAGUACUAUCCAUCAAUUGCCCCAACGCCUUAUGAUGUGAGGCUUUGA